AUGGCGACGUUCACGGAGCAUAUCUCCGCCGCGGCUCAAAUGGUCAAUGAUCCUGAUGUGGCAACAGAGCUCGCAUUCCAACUAGAUGCUCUGGGUUUGGGAUCAGCCCUCCCGCCCGUCAUGAAUAGCAAGACCUCAAUGGCUCAACGACAGCAGUCGAGCCCGACAUUGUACAAUCAUCACAAUCCCUCGCAGCAAAAUCAACAUAAGCAGCAUCAGCAAGCACUUCUUAACGCUAUAUUAGGAACUCAACAGCAACGACCUUCUGCCGGUCCAUCCCCUCAGGAUAUACUCGCUCUCCUCGAACUUCAACAAGCGCAGGCCGCCGUCACUCAGAAUGCUCAUCUUCACGCCCAACUCGCCCUGCAGGUCCAGGCUCAACAGGCUAUACUGGCCGCUCAGACACGUCAAAACAUGUCAAGCGCUCAACAACAGUACCUCCAACAGCUGGCUAUCGCUGCUCUACCCACCGCUCGCUCACCUUUGGCUCAAAAGGAUCCCGCGAUCCGGAUCCAGGAUCGACGAUCAUCUACAAAAGGGCGUCACGGCAAAGCUGACAUCGAUACCGAGUCCCGUACACGUUUCGAAAGUACUCCCGUCCCUUCGCCCCGACUACCAGCGUACGCUACGCCUCAAAUGCAGACACUCUCUGCGUUCCCAUCGGCUCAUUCACCAUUCACAAGGGAUGUCUCUUGGCAAUCUUCGUUUUCUCCUUCAGCCGGCGGCGGAUCUCCAGCACCCAAUGCAAUGCGAACGUCCGAAUCGCCAGCUAGUAAUCUGGCUCAAAAUUGCCGACCUGGAGGAGCCGCCGCUCUCUCAGCUCUUCUGUCUCGUAGGACUGGGACCGAGGGAGCCUUGCCAUCCGGUGAGGCUCGAUCGCCUUCUCCGCCCUCGCCAUCGUCUCCCGUGAAGAACAAUGAGGCAAUCUACACCAACCCGACCGCUGAAUCACUUUCGCGCGCUUUGUUAGGACAUGGCAGACCUGGGAACGUGCAAUCUGCAGAGCGAGCAUGGACCUUAUCUGCGGCCGACAUGGCGAAUGCAAAAUCACACAUAGACGUCGCUCCCAGAUCGGCCAGUUUCGCCGGCAUGAGUGUGCCUCGUACGGUCGUCGUCCGUCAACCAUUUGGCCCGCCAGGCGCUCCAAACGAAUUGGGAGAGAAGAACUUUCAAUCUCGUAUCCGCAAACAAGCUGGACGGGGAUUGGGACUCCUCAGUAGACGUGGCGACACCCCUGCGGCAACUCCCACCCUGGCCUGA
This is a messenger RNA of Kockovaella imperatae, 1260 nucleotides long. RefSeq lists its product as hypothetical. Bases 1 to 1260 code for a protein of 419 amino acids. NCBI's taxonomy places the organism in Eukaryota, Fungi, Basidiomycota, Tremellomycetes, Tremellales, Cuniculitremaceae. The record is from RefSeq and is a predicted model, not a curated record. The transcript has 3 exons.